GCUUAUUGUUACCAGGAAGUGCCGGACGCCAGAGCGCCUUAUCAACUCUUUUUAACCUUAAACAGCGGCUUUCUGUGGUCACCAUCAGCCGUGGCGCUGCCCCCGCCAGCCUAGCGCCGCCCACAGCCUCGUCUACCGCCGACUCGUUGAGAUGUAACGGCGGGCGGCGUGUAUCCAGCCAGCGUCUGACGUUAGGCGGGUUGAGCGAAAUGACGAACGCAGUGCUGCAAAUGGGGACGGGUGUUUUUGUCAUCGUGAUCGUUUGGAUGGCUUCUCUCGUGGCAUCGAUGGUUCUGCUGAGAGCUGCUGGCUCCACAAAGUUAGGAGUCAUCCCCAUUGUCCUCCUGGCUCUGACCAUCACUUUGGUUCUUGUGUUCUUCCCUCGGAGCCCAGAGAGCCCUCCUCCUUUCACAGAGAUGGAGAUAGUAGACACUUUGUUCAUCGGCCGCUACGUGCUUCUGGCUGUGGCGAGUGCCGUUUUUCUGCUGGCGUUCUUCUUGCUGCUGCCCCUUCAUUUCCUGGAACCAGUGCAUGCUAAGGCUCUAAGAACACACUAGGAUUCCAGCAUCACUGGAGGCACCAGGAUCAAAUGCUCCAAUACACAGAAGCUGGGGAAAACAGGGUGGAUGGGUGGAAAAAGAAGCCCCCCCCUCCCCUCCAAAAAAAAAGAAAAAAAAAACAGACUCAAGACUGCGCUGAACAAGGAGGAGGAGGAGAGCCAGCAGCUUCUUCAUCAACUACUUUCUGUGGGAUGUUUACUCACAUACUACAGGUCUUUAUGUCCAUUUAGCAAAAAGUUGUUUUUGGUCAUCCAUCAUCAACAUGCUGCUGUAAUAUUGAGUUUAUGAUUCUGAUUUAUCUCCUUUUAAAUGAUUGGUUUGGUACUGGCAAUGCGUGAGUGGUCUUUUUUUCUUCUAACAGGAUGUGAGGUGCUUUUUACAGCUCUCUGAACUGGUUGAUUAUAUUCUCAGCUCUAAUUAACUGAGAGAUGCUCAGUGUGUAUUUAGAAUUGUCUUUCCUUACAAUAAAAUGUGAACUCUUCACUAGC
Fundulus heteroclitus (mummichog) is the source of this 1048-nucleotide messenger RNA. It is a transcript of the gene tmem218, whose product is annotated as transmembrane protein 218. The transcript is spliced from 3 exons. The coding region runs from base 210 to 557 and encodes 115 amino acids. Lineage: Eukaryota; Metazoa; Chordata; Actinopteri; Cyprinodontiformes; Fundulidae. The record is from RefSeq and is a predicted model, not a curated record.